Messenger RNA from Oncorhynchus nerka (sockeye salmon), 11349 nucleotides. It is a transcript of the gene mboat2b, whose product is annotated as membrane bound O-acyltransferase domain containing 2b. Gene Ontology annotation, cellular component: membrane. Gene Ontology annotation, molecular function: acyltransferase activity. Lineage: Eukaryota; Metazoa; Chordata; Actinopteri; Salmoniformes; Salmonidae. The transcript is spliced from 12 exons. Gene Ontology annotation, biological process: lipid modification. Bases 8323 to 9882 code for a protein of 519 amino acids. The record is from RefSeq and is a predicted model, not a curated record.
UUGUUAAGUGUGGUUUGCAUGGAUUAUGCAUGGGGCUGUGUGACACACUCUCUUUCUCUCAGUGGAAUCAGAAAGAGGAAUGAGGAGGUUUGGUUUAACAUCACUGACAAUUCCUGUGUGAGAGUGCAUGUGAGCGUGGUGUGUGUGUGUGUGCGGCAGCAUGUGUGCUUGCGUGCGACAGCAUGUGUGUGUGCUUGCGCGUGUGUGAGCUUGCUUGCUUGUGUGAGUGCUUGUGAGCGAGCAUGAGUGUGCUUGUGUGCGUGAGUGAGCGUGCUUGUUUUUGUGUAUGUGUGUGUGUGAGCGUGUUUAUGUGAGCGUGCUUGCGUACGUGUGCUUGCUUGAGCGUACCUGCGAGCAUGUGUGUGAGCGUGAGAGUGCUUGUGAGCAUGCGUGUUUGUGUGUGAGCGUGCGUGUUCAUUCGCGCGCGCGCGCGUGUGUGUGAGUGAGUGCGUGUGUGAUUGUGCUUGUGAGCGUGCGUGUUCCUCUGCCACAUUGCCCUCCAGUUCUAUAGCCACCUCUUCAUGGACAAGUGGUCUCUCUUGGAAUCAGUUUACUGGAGGUGUUGCUUGAUGUUAAUGGCACGAUGCUUUGGGAUGGUUCUAAAGGGCUGCAUAGGGCUCUGGCCAAAAGUAGGGCACUGAGGGGAAUAGGGUGGACAUCACAAAGGAUGUUAGAGCUGUAGCUACUCAUUGGCGUGCAGAUUGUGUCAGCUUCCUGUUACGUAAACACCACAUGACCACUUUUCCCCUCUCGGUCGGAAGCAAAACAGUGGUUAUGUCUCAAAUGUACCCCUAUUUACUAUAUAGUGCACAAGGACUCUGGUCAAUAGUAGUGCACUAUGUAGGGAAUAGGGUGCUAUUUGUGCUGCAGACAGUGAAUCACUGGGAUUAGAUUUGUGUGACGGUCUUUGUGGUAACCAUCGACAUGGUGCAGAGACAUAAGUCUGUAUGCAGACUGCUGAUGCACAUCUUGCCAGCCUCGUUAGAGAGGUACAACCGGCAGCACCCACACAGAGAACACCGAAACAAGGCAGAGGGAGAAAUAGCAGAGAAAGAUGGAAAGAGUAUGAGGCACAUAGAGACCAGAGGAGGCCAGAGUGGACAGACAAUAGGAAGCCAAAAAUGGUCUGAAAGGCAAAGGGGAAAUGUGUAGUCAUGGUUGAUUAACCCCUUACACUUCUGGAAAUUGGCCUAUAUGGAUAUGGACACAUUUGUAAUAUUUCCAACAGGAAUACUCUAAAAAGCAUAUUCAUGACUAUGUCUUUGAUAUCAUUGAUCAUAGCUGAAAAAAACGUAGGUGUUAUGGAUUAACAUCCUCUGCCUUAUCAUGGAUGGACAGUUACCUAUUAAAUAGAACAGAGGGUUUUCUUUAAUGGAAUCCUCUAACCCGUCGCAAGUCCCACUGUUUGUUGCUUAUUUAUAAAACCCUCUUAGACCUCACUCCCCCCUAUCUGAGAUAUCUAUUGCAGCCCUCAUCUUCCACAUACAACACCCCAAAAGCGCACACAUCCCUCUGUCACUCGUCUUUUCAGUUUGCUGCAGCUAGCGACUGGAACGAGCUGCAACAACACUCAAACUGGACAGUUUUGUCUCCAUCUCUUCAUUCAAAGACUCAUGGACACGCUUACUGACUGGCGGCUUUGCAUUGCUGUGCUGUUGUCUGAGUACAAUCAUUAUUGGGCAAUGUUUUGUUCUGCUGCCAUGUUGUGUUGCUACCAUGUUGAUGUCAUGUUGUGUUGCUACCUUGCUGUGUUGUAAUGUGUUGCUGCCAUAUUAUGUUGUCAUCUUAGGUCUCUCUUUAUGUAGUGUUGUCUCUCUUGACGUGAUGUGUGUUUUGUCCUAUAUUUUAAUUUAAUUUAUUAUUAUUUUUAAUCCCAACCCCCAUCCCCGCAGGAGGUUUUUUGCCUUUUGGUAGGCCGUCAAAGUAAAUAAGAUUUCUACUUAACUUACUUGCCUAGUUAAAUAAAAAAAUAUGCAAAUUCAGGUGAGUGGUGUACCGCAGGGCAGCCGGCUUGGACCAUUAUUGUUUUCUGUGCUUACUAAUGACCAUCCACUGUCCUUAAAUAAAGCUUGUGUGACCAUGUACCCUGACGAAUCCACAGUAUACACUUUGGCUGCAGCAUUACAAUAAAUAACUGACACAUUUAACAUAGUGCUCCAGUCAGUUUUUAGAAUGGGUAACUAGCAAAAGGCUAGUGCUAUAAAUAUCUCAAACUAAAAGCAUAAUUUUUGGGACAAAUCAUUUGCCCAACCCUAAACCUCAUCUGGAUCUAUACUGAACAAAAAUAUAAACUCAACAUGCAACAAUUUCAAAGAUUUUGCUAAGUUAUAGAUCAUAUUAGGAAAUCAGUCAAAUUAAAUCAAUUAAUCUAUGGUUUUCAUAUGACUGGGAAUACAGAUAUGCAUUUGUUGGUCACAGAUAAUAUUUAAAAAAGGUAGGGGCGUAGAUCAGAGAACCAGUCUGUAUCUGGUGUGACCACCAUCAUGCAGCGCGACAUCUCCUUCGCACAGAGUUGAUCAGGCUGUUGAUUGUGCCCUGUGGAAUGUUGUCCCACUCCUCCUCAAUGGCUGUGAGAAGUUGCUGGAUAUUGGUGGGAACUGGAACACACUGUCGUAAACGUUGAUCCUGAGCAUUCUAAAAUAUACUCAAUGGGUUACAUGUCUGGUGAGUAUGCAGGCCGUGGAAGAACUGGGACAUUUUCAGCUUCCAGGAAUUGUGUACAGAUCCUUGCGCCAUGGGGCCGUGCGUUAUCAUGCUGAAACAUGAGAUGCCGGCGACACGACAGUUGGCCUCAGGAGCUCAUCACGGUAUCUCUGUGCAUUCAAAUUACCAUUCAUAAAAUGUUUGCUGUCUGUAGCUUAUGCCUGCCCAUACCAUAACUCUUCCGCCACCAUGGGGCACACUGUUCCCAACGUUGACAUCGGCAAACCGCUCGCCCACACGAUGCCAUACACAGGGUCUGCGGGUUGUGAGGCCGGUUGAACGUACUGCCAAAUUGUAUUAUGUGUGUGAUGCGUGGUUGGGAUACAACUGUGAUAUGUGGUUGUCUCGACUGUCUAUCAUAAGAUGAAAGCAGUAGCUGUGGGUCGCUCUGGAUUGGGGCGUCUGCUGAAUGGCUGAAUUGUAAUGUAAAUGUAGUGCAUUCGGAAGGUAUUCAGACCGCUUUACUUUUUCCACAUUUUGUUACGAUAUAGUCUUAUUCUAAAAUUGAUUGAUGUGGGAAAACAUUUAUUCAAUCUACACACACUACCCAUAAUGACAAAGCGAAAACAUGUUUUUAAAUAUUUUUUUGCUAAUAAAAAAAUAUUUAAAAAAUGCUUAAUUACAUAAGUAUUCAGACCCUUUGCUAUGAGACUCAAUUGAAGUCCCCUUAUGGUAAAUUCAAUUGAUUUGGUUGGAAAGGCACAUGCCUGUUUCUAUAAAGUCCCACAGUUGACAGUGCAUGUCAGAGCAAAAACCAAGCCAUAAGGUUUAAGGAAUUGUCCGUAGAGCUCCGAGACAGGAUUGUGUUGAAGCACAGAUCUGGGGAAGGGUACCAAAAAAUGUCUGCAGCAUUGACGUUCCAAUUUUGCUCAAGGUGUGCAUAAUCAAGUCAAACCAAUUAACCAAUUAUAUUUUGUACAUGUAAGUAUAAAUAAAUUGUGACGGUCAACUACUGCAUGACUCUCAACAUACCACUGAAAAGGUUGCUGAGUUAUUCAAAGCCAUUUGCAGACAUUGAAAACAGCAUGUUGGAUGCUUUGCAAAGAAAACUGUGUCCAUCUGAGGGUAAGUGUUCUUCUUUCAUACACGCACUAUACUGUCAUUUUAAAGGGAUAGUUUACUCAGACUACAAACUAACGUGAUUUUCCACCUACCUUGGCAGUAGUUGAUUCAAGAAGAGUUUCCUUUCGACACUUAAAGCCAUAGUUUGUUACUGUUAGCAUUCUCAGUCAACGCGUAACAUUAAACUGUUCUUGUGCCUGUGUAACAAUGGGGCGGGAGGUAGCCUAGUAGUUAUAGCGCAACCGAAAGGUUGCUGGAUUGAAUCCCUGAGCUGACAAGGUAAAAAUCUGUCAUUCAGCCCCUGAACAAGGCAGUUAACCCACUGUUCCCCGGUAGGCUGUCAUUGUAAAUAAGAAUUUGUUCUUAACUAACUUGCCUAGUUAAAUAAAGGCUAAAUUAAAAAAUGUAGAGUAAAACACUUAUUUUGGAGAAACAUUUUAUUAGCAUGUUGUUACUUAAUACUUUGAUAAUUGCAUUUGAAUUGCAUAGGAAUUUGCUGAGUUUGCUGAACUAUUGCACACGAGUGGUGACUGUUCCUGAUUUCACUUACGUAAUAACUCCAUUAUUAUGCAAUGCUAAGGCAAUUUCCUAAGUCCUAUGUAACGAUAUUGCUAUCUUACUACACAUGUAUAAGAACUUUGUCAAGUGUUGCAGUAUUAUGUCUCACUCAUUAUGAGAAUAUAUUUGUUAGUCAUUUUGAAGCUGCGAAAGUGGUCUACUCUAAUGUUGAGGUGAUUCCAUGCCCCUCAUGUAUUUAAUUCUAGGCUGUAGGCUAUAUUAAGAUUCCUAUCCAAGAGCCCUCCAAACCAUGUGCUUAUGAUCACAUAUUUAGACUAAUUCAACUAACGUUUGUAGUUUUUGGUUCUUCGUCAAAUAUUUGGUUUCAAAAUAACUUGCAUAGAUUCAAAUACCUUUUUAAAUAUGAUUUGGUUUUCUGGAGAGAAGAGAACAAAUUUUCAAGGGUUUGAGUAAGAGGUCCAACUGGCGUCUCCGAGUGGCCACACGCCUCUUCAAACUAUGCACAGUUCAGAAGUCAUUUCAAUAAACAAAAUGUGACUGAAGGAAAGAGCCUUCAAUAUAAACGCCUCCAUCGCACCUACAGCGUCGUUACAUUUUGGCACACCAGAAGUACAUUCAAUUCCAAUGGAACGCCGCGUUUGCUUUGCAGCAUGGCGUUGCAGAGGCAGUUGCAGUGUGUUCUGUGUGGCGCAGACGUUGGAUUUAUCCAACAUAUGCAUCAUAUUUUAUGAGCGGACCGCUUGACAGAAAUGGUAGAAGGCGAAUGUUGAACUUUUUGUUGCACACGUAUCCAGAUGAUGCUGCGUGCUAUUUUACGCAAUGACGCUGUAGGUGUGAUCAAGGUGUAAUGUGCUUUGUUUAGCUCUCCUAGCUUUGCCAUUGACGAACUGAAUCAAGUACACUUGUAGUUUUUUUGUUUGUUUGGAACACAGCCCUGUGUCCGCACCAUCACACAAUUACUGUUGUUUACGCAAUCCAAAAAGGUCCAUUUAUAAGUCGCAAUCUGGGUCAGGUGGGGAUCAUUUUAAAGCUUAUUCUAUCGCCAACAUGGCUAGCUAAGUUGUAAAAUACGAUCUUACAGUUUUGAAAGGCACUUCAGACAUACAUAGAAAUGAGCCUGAAUGAUGAAGCUUUGCAGAAAACUGAGGUGAUAAAUAAUUUAAAGGGGAAGUGCAGUAAAACUAGAUUUUCUUGUGUUUUUAUAUAUUUCCACACUGAGAUUGGAAUAAUAUUGUGAAAAUUAUGAUAAUGCAAUUUUAGUGUAUUUUAGCUGUUUGAAAAGUGCCUGAAAUUUCAUCUUGUUUGGCUGGAUGGACUUUUUGGACCACCUGGUGACAUCCCCAAGCCGUGUAAGUUAAUAGACCAAUAAAGACAACAACAGCAGCUAGUUUUCAGGUUACUCAUCUCUCCCAUUACGUUCCUACAAUUAGCCCCUCUCUCACCACUCCCAGCAAAAUUAUUUAUUGCGAAAUUAAAUUUUCUAAGAAGUCAUUUAUUUAGUCCUUUUUGACCAUUUUAAAUUUAAAACAGAAAGAUACUUUAUUGUUACCAAGAAAUUAUUUGAUAUUGAGAUAACAACGGCUGCAUUUGACCUGUAUCACUGCCUCGCCGAUUGACGCGGGCCUUUCUGUUAUUUGGUUGAGAGGAAUGCCCCAGACUCUCGUUGUCUUUGAUAGGCAGCAGAUCGACUCACCCUGGCAUGGGGUGAGUUGACAGAUGUGCUGUCCUUAAACCAGGGCCAGCCUCUCUGUCUGUGUCCCAAAUUGUAUCCUAUUCCCAUAGCGCACGGUAAAAAGUAGCGCACUAUAUAGGGAAUAGGGUGCCAUUAGGACCAAUGGCAGACGGGAAAGGUAGCAGAGCUACAGAUGAGGGGAUUGACUUUGAGAGGGGUGAUGAUGCCCUGCGGCAGAGGGUGCGGGCUGUCUUACCCUGAGCUGGACCGCCUCCCACUAGUGACAUUUGACCCGAGAGAGAGGGAGAGCAUGGGUUGUCCCCUCUUGCAUCCCUGCCAGCUCAUCAGUAUUCAACUCGCACUGGCCCAAGAGCUCUGCUUAAGUGUGUGUGUGUGUGUGUGUGAGGCCCCUUAGCUCUGUUCAGUCCAGACUCAAGCGCUGUAUUACUGUGGCUCCACUUGGCUCUUGGCAUUAUGGCAUAUGCUAACAGAACAGCAGUUUUAUCUGGGUCACAGGGCAUCUUGGGUAGCCCAGCGCUACUGGCCAUGCCCUUGCUUUGGAUGCGUCCCAAAUGGCACCCGUUUGCAUUUAUUUCACAACUUUUGCCCAGAAACCAGAGUAGUGCACUAAAUGGAGAAUAGUGUGCCAUUUGGAAUGUAACCUUUGAGUCACACCUCAUUCUGCUUCCUGUCGUUUAGCCUACAUUUUUCCCUGUUAUCCUUGUGCGGUAGCCUGGUUAAACCUGACUGAGAGCUGCACUCACCAAGUGAAACAGUGUUCAGUUUGUUUUAAAUUAGUUUGUGUGGUGUAUUUCGACAGUCCUGAAAUGACAGAGAGGAUACAGAUGGGUUGGAGAAUCAGAUUGAAGGAUUGGAGUUGGGAAUUGAACCCCGGUAUCCGGUGGUGUGAGGAGUGUACAUGAGUCGUAGCCAGGAGUGUUACUGUUAGACUAUGGUCGCUGCACAUUCAGUAUGGUUCAACCAGGCUAUAAUGUAAGGUUGGGCAGUAUCCAGAUUUUCCUACCUUCGUACCAUACCGAGGUAUACGGUAUUACCAGAAGUGCACAAAGUCCGCUCUUUCCAAACUUUAAGCAGGAAACACGUAGAGAAUCUGAUUGCCGAUACAGUGGCAGGCCGUUCCUUCCCUUGCUAGAACAAAAGACGUACCGACCUGGUACCAACGAAACUGCCGUUUCUGCUUGUAGAAUUCUAAUGCUCGGCAGUGGCUGACAACUCGACGUUUAGCCAAUUAGAGAGCACGGACCUCCACGUGGGGGAGCCGACAGGAGCGACAAGAAAAAAUAAAAUAGGGCACUUUUUCCUGUCUAGUCCACCAUUUUCAUCAUACUUGUUCUAACUAAAAAAAAUAAAACUGCAUAAUAGUUAAAAAAUAUAUAUAUCUUUUUUAAAUCAUCCUUUAAGUCUAGCUAAAGUUUGUUAGGUUUGAUAAUGUACACUAGCUUAUUAGGUUAGCAAGGCAGUCCAACACACUUCAUAUGAAACGAAUGGGGUGGUAAUAAGUGCAGCUCAAUGCAAACAGCACUAAAUGCUUUACCACUCUAGCUAUAUGGCCACUGUAGCUAGUAACAUUACAGUUCAAUCAAUGGAUUUGUUCCCAUGAAGUAGACAGUACAGUGUGAAGGCAGACACUGCUUCUCCAAUAAGAUAUCCCCGAUCACACUUAUAGGUGACGUUGACAAGCUAAGCUCAUGCGCAGAAACACGUUAUUGGGGGGGUUAACGAUCAUCUCUCACCGAACUGCGCAGGCCGGAAAAAAUCAAAGGCACUCCUUUGAUAUAAAGUAGUGGAUUGAUUGUCUCUGCUGUAAGCAAGACGCUUAAUCUUGCUCUGGAUGAGACCAUCUGCUAAAUGCCUGAGUCCAAAAUGGAACUAUUUUGCCUGUUCCCUAUAGUGCACUACCUUUACCCAGGGCCCAAUGGAGAAUCGAGCUACAAUUUGGGACAUUUACAAUUUUGUCAUUUAGCAGAUGGUCUCAUCCAGAGCAAUUUACAGUAGUAGUGAGUGCAUACAUCUUCAUACCCUAUGGGAAUCGAACCCACAAACCUGGCAUUGCAAGCCCCAUGCUCUACCAACUGAGCCACACUGGACCCCAGUCUAUGUCGUCAUAUCUCUGGCACCAGUUUUGUUGAUCGGAAUAUAAAAGGAUCUGCAUUGUUCAGACAUCUCCGUGAAUCUAUUAUCUUCACAGUAAUUUGCUGCAAGUCAAUGGAACACACACUGUUAACAUUGGAUUUCUGAUCUUAUCAUCUGAAGGGGCUUUAAAUGAAUCCCAAAUUCCCGGCUGUGUGCCUCAUCUCUCUGGUUAAGACUUUAUACAACUACAUUAUGGUCCUGAAAAAUAACACAUGCCAUCCACAAUAACAAUUUGUGCAUCUCUCCCUCUCCUUCCUUCCAUCCUUCUCUCUCCUUUCUCCACCUCCCCCUCUCUCUCCUUUCUCCACCUCCCCCUCUCUUUUCUCCAGGUGAACUUUGUUGUGUGCCAGCUGUUUGCCCUGUUGACAGCCUUCGGGUUCCGUCUCUAUCUCCAUCCCAGUAAGACCAGUCCCUUUGUCAGACAUGUGGUGGCCACGCUACUGGGAUUCUACUUUGCUCUCUUCUGUUUCGGCUGGUAUGCUCUCCACUUUCUGGUUCAGAGUGGGCUCACCUAUGGCAUCAUGAUCCUAACAGGAGUGGAACACAUGCACAAAUACUGUUUGGUGGUGGCCCUGGGGUAUCUAAGCUUCUGCCAGAUCACGCGUGUGUACGUCUUCGACUAUGGCAUGUACUCUGCUGACUUCACAGGGCCUAUGAUGGUGAUAACACAGAAGAUCACCAGCUUGACGUUUGAAAUCCACGAUGGAAUGUGCCGGAAAGAGGAGCAGCUGACUCCAAAUCAGAAAAUCCUGGCUAUAAAGAGGAUGCCCAGUCUGCUUGAGUACUUCAGCUACAACUGCAACUUCAUGGGCAUCCUGGCCGGCCCCACCUGCUCUUACAACGAUUACAUCGCCUUCAUUGAGGGUACGCCCUGCCGUCGCCAUAGAGACCAGCAGACAAAUGGGAAGGCCAAUGGCAGGCACAAACAAACUGACCCCUCUCCAAACAUUGAAGUCGUCCGUAAACUGGCCACCUGUUUCUUCUCCCUCAUGGUUUUCCUGUCCGUGUGUAAAGUGUUCCCUGUGGAACGGAACAUCGACGACGACUUCAUCGCCACCACGCCCUUCUACGCCCAGGUGGUCUACCUCUACCUGUCCAUGCUGACCACCCGGCCCAAGUACUACUUCGUCUGGACACUGGCCGAUGCCAUCAACAACGCAGCAGGCUUUGGGUUCAACGGAUACACCAGUGACGGCUCACCACGUUGGGAUCUCAUCUCCAAUCUGAGGAUAACGGAUAUUGAGUUUGCCACCAGCUUUAAGAUGUUCCUCGACAACUGGAAUAUACAGACGGCACAUUGGCUCAAAAGGGUGUGUUACGAGCGCUGUCCCUACAACCCCACGGCGGCUACCUUCAUCCUGUCGGCCAUGUGGCACGGAGCAUAUCCUGGAUACUACCUCACCUUCCUCACCGGCAUUGUGGUCACACUGGCUGCACGCGCCAUGAGACACAACGUGAGGCCACACUUUCUGGGCUCGCCGUCACAUAAGCUAGUGUACGAUGUGAUCACGUGGGCGGGCACCCAGAUUGCCAUUUGUUACACUGUGGUGCCUUUUGUGCUGCUGUCUGUCGGGCCCUCUAUGAAGUUCUACAGGUCCUGGUACUUCAGCGUCCACAUCGGCUGUGUUCUCCUGGCCGUAGCCCUGCCAGUCAAGCCCCGACACCUGCGCCUGAAAGAGCAGCAGAAAGGCCUGCAUCUGGCCCCCAUCCUCUCCCACCUGGACUCCACCUCCACAGACAGCAACUGCAACCAGAAGACCAAGGCCACAUGAAGCAGAACCAGACCAGCUAACGGUGGACACACAGAGAGACUAGCACCGAGGACUGCAGGGGACUGUCCAACACUGUAUUAAAUCCACUUAUAAAGAGAGAGAGCGAGGUGGAUAGAGGAGUAGAUUCUAACAAACAAACUCUGACAAACCUGACCAACCUGCCUCUGUUUGUCUCUGUUUUGGAGUGGGAUGAUGAUUCUCAUUCAGUCACAUGGCACUGAGACUGAGCAGCAACCACACCAUGGAGGGAAGGAUGUAUGGCUUUGGGAUAUGUCCAAAAUGGCACUAUAUUCCCUAUUUAGUGCACUUCAAAGGGAAUAGGGUGCCAUUUGGGAUGCAUCUCUACUGUAUUAUGAUGAUUUGUGUCUGGGGUGGAGUGGGAUGGAUGGGUCCCGGUGAUGAAAUGCCAGUAUUGUACUAUUACUGUAUUAUGGGAGUAUGCAGACUUGCCUUAUACCCUUUGUCUCUUUCUCCACAAUCUUUUUUUUAAGCUUUUGUGUAUCCUUCUCACAUUGGAUAUUGUCUGGGCUGUGUUUCUCACUUGAGGUGAACAGGUUUUAGUAUCAGGUGGGCGAGAUUGAAGUGUUCUCUCAGUUAACGGUGACAAAUUGGUGUUUUAGUCCUGGUGAAAAGCAAAUGUAAGUUAACUUCUCUAUGAUACAGGAAGUUAGAAGAAUUAAAGAGAAGGAAAACAAGAUGGCAGUGUUCUCAAUGUCUUUUUACAUGAUAUGAUUCAUAGUCUCAACAUGGAAUGUGUACAAAUUGCACCCCUUUCCCUACAUACAGCAGUACAGUUAUUUUGACCAAAGCCCUAAGGGCCCUGGUCAAAAGUAAUGCACUAUUUAGGGAUAUGGUGACAUCCAAGGACCUACUCCAGACUGUUUGCUUUUACUGAGUGAUGUUAUGGACUGACUUCAAUGCCACUGCUGUUUUAUUCAGUUAAGUCAUUGUAUGCUUUUUACAUAACGGCACCAAGAGUAGUUACUAACUCCUACUUAUUCAUGAUUUAUGUGUGUCAGUAGUGUGAGAGGCAAGAUGGUGUAGUAUUUCCAUGUGUAGAGGUCAAUGUUUUGUCAUUUCAUGUACUUGUUAUUUAUGUGAUUCCAAUGGACUUGUGGUAUGUUCGACAAAGGUGAAAAGGUGGUGUUAAGGUAAGAAAAUCAACCUGACAUACUGUUAAGUUGGAGGUGAAAGGGACAACAUUACAGUAUUUAUGAACACUCCUCUUCUUCAGACAGUUCUGAUUCUAUUUUCAUUACAGGGGGAAGUGAAAACUAAACCUACUUCUUCUUGAGUCUAUUGUGAGUUAACUAUGGUAAUUGUGAGAAACCUUUGCUUGGGGCCCUGGUGAAAGGAGAAUGGUGCGCUCAUCCUAACCCCUCAGCCAACCGCGCUACUUGUUCAUGUGGAUGAUGUGGAUGGUUUGUUUUUGUAUAUGAUGUGAUUAAAAGAUUGAUCUUUUCGCAA